AUGCCCAUGGUCUUCUUGGAGGAUCCCAAGAGUAAAAUCGCCGGGGCGGUGACCCAGCCACGCCGCAUCGCAGCCAUCUCCCUGGCGCAGCGUGUUGCUUCGCAGCUCAACGAGUCCGUGGGGCAGACGGUGGGCUACCGCGUGGCCAUGGAUGGCCAGGUGUCGACGUCCACGCGUUUAUCUUUCGUGACAACAGGAUGGCUGUUGAUGUAUCUGGCUCACCGCCCGGAGGCCUUGCGCCACUACAGCCACAUUGUGUUGGACGAGAUUCACGAACGAGAUCUGGAUAUGGACCUGCUGUGUCUGCUUCUGAAGCGAAGUUUGGAGAAGAAUCCCAACCUGCGACUGGUGCUGAUGUCCGCCACGGUAGAUGCAACUCAGUUGGAGCAGCGGACCCUACCGGGUCAUCCCUUCGUGUGCGGCUGGCAGCAGCUGAGACCCAAGGAUUUUGCCGGAGACUUUGUGCCCUAUGCCUUCAUCCAGCCCAAUGGUUCCUGGUGCUGGUCCAAUGCGGGCUUCAUGGCUUCUCUCAAAGGGCAAGGAUUGCUGGUGGACACACUGAUGGAUCCAGUGCUCACGUCUACGAUGCUCGCAGAAUUGAAACCUGCCACAGGCGUAGGCGGUGGACAGGGUAGCAUUGGAGCGGUGGUCUUCACACAUCCUGAUGUGGAUCACAUCUUGGGCAACCAGGCUGUCCCGCUGGACAUCCCUCGUUUGGGCGACGAGAAAGCGCAGCAGGACAUACUGGCACAGGCCAAGUCCCUGACGAUGAUGCGACUCACGAUUCAUCUGGGGCACCUCUUAUGGCAGACCCUGCAGCUGCUGGGAGGCCCCAGGAUGCUUCCUCUGCUGCCAAGUUGGGCGCAGCCCAAAGCCCUGGAGGUGUUCCGCUUCGCGCACUACGCCUUCAAGUUGGGAGGUUUCAACUUGGAUUCCAUCGAGGGGGAGAAGCUGCCGCACUUUGCGCAGACACUCAAAACAGGAGAUGACAUCGUGGUGGGCUCGUCUCUACCAGUGAAGUUCUGGCAGAUGGGCUCCAUCCACUCCAAGAGCGAUUCUGUGCUGCUCCUACCGGAGAGCCGCGUGUGCUAUGCGGGGGACCUGCUCUUCAUCGGCAUCGCGCCGGUGAUGUGGGCUGGGCCUGCUGCUGCCUGGGUGAAAGCUUUGGACGACUUGCUGGAGGCCACCGGCGAGGACUGGCUCUUCGUGCCGGGCCACGGGCCGGUGACGGAUGCCGCAGGGGUGCGAGGAGUGCGGAGCUUCUUCGAGUAUGUGCACCAGGCUGUGAGCCAGACAUGUGCAGAUUUGCCGCUGGCACAGCAAGAGCUGGAUGAGGAAUGCGCCUGGCGUGUCUUUGAGAAGAUGCCUAAAGAGCUGACGGACAACUUCCACGAGCCGCAGCGCAUCGUGAUCUGUGCACUGAUCGAACGAGCCGCUGUGCGUGUGGGAGGCCCUGCAAAGGUGGACGUGAAGUUCAAGUUGAAGUGGAUCAGCAAGAUGAGUGAGUUUGAGCUCAAACGCGAUUAUUUGGUCGGCACAAGUCCGGGAAGAUCUGAGCUGUUUUUGGACUACUUCCAGGCUCCGGGCGUGAACAUCGGGCGUCAGCCCAUUGUGGUGGGCUCGCGACGCUUCCCCACGUAUCCCUACUACCUGGACGACCUGAUGAACGGGGCCCUGCAGGGCGUUGCACCGCGGGUGCGUAUGGAUCGGUUCGAGAAGGGCGGCCGCGUGGAGGUGAAUCCACAGCUCUUCGAGACCUGCGUGCAGGUGGUGGAGGCCGUCGCCAAGCCGGGACUUUGCGUGCUGAUUUUCCUGCCUGGCUUGUCGGAGAUCGAGCAGCUGCACGAAGCCUUCUACAGUCGCAAGGGUCGCUGUCCAUUGGAUUACCACAUGUUGCACUCGGUGGUGCCCCAUGAGCAACAGAAGCGAGCCCUACUUCCACCACCCGCAGGGCAUUGCAAGGUGGUUCUCUCCACGAACAUCGCGGAGUCAUCCAUCACCAUUCCAGAUGUCCGCUAUGUGUUGGAUUUUGGCAUCGUCCGGAAGAUGGUCUUCGAUGAAGAGCGAGCCAUGCAGAGUCUUUGCAACACUUGGAGCUCCCAAGCCACCUGCCGACAGCGGCGUGGACGUUGUGGACGCUUGCAGGAGGGUGUCAUCAUCUACCUGUUCCCCAGAAGCCACUACGAACGCUUGCAGCCGUACGCCUCGCCAGAGGUGCUGGGAGUGCCAUUGGAGUCGAUCUAUCUCAAGAGUCGCGUGCUGUUGCACCACUUGGGACCUCCAGAGAAACUCCUGGGGCAGUUGAUCGAUUCGCCGCCACAAACGCGCAUCUCUGCAGCUGCGCAAAACCUACGGGACCUGGGUGCUUUGAAGGGAGAGAAGGUUGCAUCCCUGGGCCGUAUCGCCGUCUUUAUGCCCACCACGAUCCAACUCACUAAAUUGGUGGUGCUGAGCUGGGCCCUGGGAAUUCCUGCAGAUGGCAUCGUGAUCGCAGCGGCACUCAGCACCCAGGACGUGUUCAAGAUGGCGGCACCGGCCAACUGUCGGAACCUGGAGGACUUUCCCCGUCACCUGGCCCACAACUACAUCACCCGCGCGCGCUUUGAUGGCGGCCAAUUUUCAGAGCCCAUCAUGUAUCGCAAUUUGUACAAAGAGUAUCUGCAGGUGCCUAAAAAUCAGGUGCGGCAGUAUCACCAAUGGUUGGACGACUGUUGCGUCUCUGUGAGCCGCAUGAGUCAGUUCGCUGCGCUCGUGGUGGAGUUGGCUGCCAAGUUGGGGCAGGCCGUACCCAGCGCCAAGGCGCAUCCGGCCUUGAAGACGUUGUCGGGCUUGAAGAGGUCCCAGCAACUGCCAUACGAAGAGGUGGAAAGGCUCUUCACUCAGGACGAUGAACGCUUGAAGUUCGCCAUCGUUGGUGCUUUCCAGCCCUCUUUCGUGCAAGGUGAGAUCAACACUCAGAACAAGAACAAGGGCAAGAUCAACAACUGCGGCUUUGACCCCAUGAGGACCUGCCUCCUGCAACAGAUCAAGCCGGCGGAGAUGGCGGACGUGAACAACCUCUGGGAGUUCUGCUGUAGCUUGGCGCCCACCAAUGAUGUGAAGCUGAACGACACCGGUAAGGUGGCCUUCAUCGAAUGUGGCGACGACAGCAAGGUCCACGUACCUCCCAGCGAUGUGGUUCACCAGAUGCCUCUGGUGGCACAGCUUCUUCACCAGCUCAUGCGGCAGCCGUGUAAGUUCCAGGUCUUGACGGAUCAGGGAAUUUGGCACGAUGCCAACAAGAUUGGUUCACCCAACUUCCUAAAUGGCAUGAAGUGGCACGUGAACGGCAUGCGCACCAUGGGUUGUCCGUACUGGCGUUCCAACAUGGGCUUCUUCGGCUGA
This is a messenger RNA of Cladocopium goreaui, 3384 nucleotides long. Lineage: Eukaryota; Dinophyceae; Suessiales; Symbiodiniaceae. The record is from the annotation of a GenBank genome assembly.